Molecule: messenger RNA, 5820 nt
Organism: Oncorhynchus kisutch (coho salmon)
Lineage: Eukaryota; Metazoa; Chordata; Actinopteri; Salmoniformes; Salmonidae
Product: voltage-dependent N-type calcium channel subunit alpha-1B-like
Exons: 44
Coding region: 1-5820 (1939 amino acids)
Biological process (GO): chemical synaptic transmission; calcium ion import across plasma membrane
Cellular component (GO): neuronal cell body; voltage-gated calcium channel complex; membrane
Molecular function (GO): high voltage-gated calcium channel activity
Source: RefSeq, a predicted model, not a curated record
AUGCUGGCUACAGUGGGAGCAGACUUUGACUUGAGAACUCUGAGGGCAGUACGGGUCCUGAGGCCACUGAAACUGGUGUCUGGAAUCCCUAGUCUUCAGGUAGUUCUAAAGUCCAUCAUGAAAGCCAUGGUGCCUCUGCUGCAGAUUGGCAUGCUGCUCUUCUUCGCUAUACUCAUGUUCGCCAUCAUCGGCCUGGACUUUUACAUGGGCAAGUUCCACCGGACCUGCUUCAGGACUGAUACAGGUGAGCAGGCAGCAGAGUUCCCCUGUGGUUUGGAGGCUCCAGCGAGGACCUGUGAAAAUGGAACUGUGUGUCAGGAAUACUGGAUCGGCCCCAACUACGGCAUUACCAACUUUGACAACAUCCUCUUUGCUAUUCUGACCGUCUUCCAGUGCAUCACCAUGGAGGGAUGGGUGGACAUCCUCUAUAACGCCAACGAUGCCUCAGGGAACACCUGGAACUGGAUCUACUUCAUCCCCCUCAUCAUCAUCGGAUCCUUCUUCAUGCUCAACCUGGUCCUGGGAGUCCUGUCUGGGGAGUUUGCCAAGGAGCGUGAGCGUGUGGAGAAGAGGCAGGAGUUUCUGAAGCUUCGCAGGCAGCAGCAGAUCGAGAGGGAGCUGACUGGAUACCUGGAAUGGAUAUGCAAGGCAGAGGAGGUGAUGCUGGCAGAGGAGGACAAGCAUGCUGAAGAGAUGUCUCCUCUGGAUGGAGCGUGGUACAAGAGGAAACACAACAACCCAGUGUUAAAAAGAGCCAAGAAGAGCAAGAAUGACCUGAUCAACGCUGAGGAGGGCGAAGACCACUUCACUGACAUCUCAUCUGUUGCUCCCCCAGGUUCUCCAUUCACCCGGGCCAGCCUGAAGAGCAGCAAGAACGACAGUGCUUCCUACUUCCGGAGGAAAGAGAAGCGGCUCCGCUUCACCAUCAGACGCCUGGUCAAGGCCCAGAGCUUCUACUGGACAGUCCUGUGUCUGGUGGGCCUCAACACACUGUGUGUGGCCAUUGUUCAUUAUGACCAGCCUGAGUGGCUCACCUAUGCGCUGUAUUUGGCAGAGUUUGUAUUCCUGGGCUUGUUUCUGACUGAGAUGUCCAUGAAAAUGUAUGGACUAGGACCUAGGAACUACUUCCAUUCCUCUUUCAAUUGUUUUGAUUUUGGAGUGAUUAUAGGCAGUAUUUUUGAGGUGAUCUGGGCAGUUGUGAAACCUGGGGCUUCCUACGGCAUCAGUGUCCUGCGAGCUCUCCGUCUGCUCAGGAUUUUCAAAGUCACUAAGUACUGGAACUCUCUGAGGAACCUGGUGGUCUCUUUACUCAACUCCAUGAAGUCCAUUAUCAGCCUGCUCUUCCUUCUCUUCCUCUUCAUCGUGGUGUUCGCCCUACUGGGCAUGCAGCUCUUUGGGGGAAUGUUUAAUUUUGAAGAGGAGACACCAACAACAAACUUUGACACCUUUCCAGCAGCCAUUCUCACAGUUUUCCAGAUUCUGACAGGAGAGGACUGGAAUGCGGUGAUGUAUCAUGGGAUAGAGUCCCAGGGGGGCGUUCGGUGGGGAAUGUUCUCCUCUAUCUACUUCAUCGUUCUCACCCUGUUUGGAAACUACACUCUGCUCAAUGUCUUCUUGGCCAUCGCUGUUGACAACCUUGCAAACGCACAGGAGCUCACUAAGGACGAGGAGGAGCAGGAGGUGGCCAUCACUAAGAAGAUGGCCCUCCAGAAGGUCAAGGAGGUGAAGGAGGUCAGCCCCAUUUCGGCAGCUAACAUCUCCAUCACAGCUUUUGUAAAGCAAAGUCGAGGUGCACUCUCUUGCAGCUCGUCCGUCUGCAGCGUUAAUUCACUUAUGGAGCAGCAGAAGUCUCUGAAGAUGAUGUCAGUGUGGGAGCAGCGCACCACUCAGCUGAGGAGACACAACCUGCGGGCCAGCAGUGAGGCCCUGUACAGCGAGCUGGACCCUGAGGAGAGGCUACGCAUGUCCUCCGCCCUGCACAUCCGCCCUGACAUGAAGACCCACCUGGACCGGCCCCUGGUCGUGGAGCCCCACGAUGGCCCCGGCCCCAUGGGCUACCUCAAGCCCUGGACCCCUGAGGAGACAGAUAACCCUGGGGACCCAGCCGGCCCCCAGCCACGUAGGCGCCACCGGGACAGGGAGAGACCCAUCGACAAGGCCAAUGACAUUGGAGAUUCAGGCAAAGAGGGUAGGCACCAUGUCCAUCACAGUCGCAGCAAGGACCCCAACGGGACUCGGUGCAAGGAGGGGAAGAGUGAGCGGUCGCACAGCCGUGAGGGUGGCAGGAGGCACCACCACCAGACCUCAGUGGACGAGGGAGGUGGAGGGGGAACUGGGACGGGAGAGAGAGAGCACCGCCACCACCACUCCCACAGACAGGCCAGAGAGGGUAAUGGCACUGUCAACAGCGGACGCAAGGAUGAGCGCAGGUCACGCCACAAAGAUGGCCGCUCGGGAGAGAUAUGCUCCAGGGGAGAGAACGGGGCCAAUGGGGAGAGGAGGAGACAGAAGACCCACAGUUACAGGGGCAAGUCCACACUGGAGGGAGAGGAGCACAGUGAGAGGGAGAGGGGGAAGGGCCACAGGGACAGAUAUGUGGAAUCUGAGGGCGACUCCAUGGCCACUAGCACCCAGCAGGACCCUGGAGAUCAGAGGUGGGGCACAGAGAUACCUGAGGACUCAGACAACCAUAGGAAUGUCAGACGGACAGGACGGACGGCCAUCCACAUCCCCCCUGUCACCAUCACCGCCCCGCCUGGGGAGACCACCCUUAUCCCCAUGAACAGUAUAGACUGUGAGACCAUACCUAUGAACAAGGAGAAGAAGACCCUGGAGGCGUUGACUCGGACCGGACCCAGACCCAUCCUCCCCUACAGCUCCAUGUUUGUGUUUGGCCAGACCAACAUGGUGCGGCGUCUGUGUCAUUACAUUGUGAGCCUGCGGUACUUUGAGAUGUGUAUCCUGGUAGUGAUAUCUAUGAGUAGCAUUGCAUUGGCUGCUGAGGACCCUGUCCAGGCCAACGCUCCACGCAACAAUGUGCUCAAGUAUCUGGACUACGUCUUUACGGGAGUUUUCACAUUUGAGAUGGUGAUUAAGAUGGUUGACCUGGGCCUUCUUCUCCAUCCUGGUUCUUACUUCAGAGAUCUCUGGAACAUUCUGGACUUCAUUGUGGUCAGUGGAGCACUGGUGGCAUUUGCAUUUUCAGGGUCCAAAGGAAAGGACAUCAGCACCAUCAAGUCCCUCAGAGUUCUGCGAGUCUUACGGCCCCUCAAGACCAUCAAGCGCCUGCCAAAGCUGAAGGCUGUGUUUGACUGUGUGGUCAACUCCCUGAAGAACGUCUUCAACAUCCUCAUUGUCUACAUGCUCUUCAUGUUCAUCUUCGCUGUCAUCGCUGUGCAACUGUUCAAGGGGAAGUUCUUCUACUGCUCCGAUGAGUCCAAGGCACUGGAGAAGGACUGCAGAGGUAAUUUCCUGGACUACGAUAAGGAUGAGGUGGCCGCCCAGCCUCGGGUGUGGAAGAAGUAUGAGUUCCACUAUGACAACGUGCUGUGGGCCUUCCUCACUCUCUUCACUGUGUCCACCGGAGAGGGCUGGCCCGAUGUUCUGAAGCACUCUGUGGACGCUACCUUUGAGGACCAGGGUCCCAGUCCAGGCUACCGUAUAGAGAUCUCCAUCUUCUACGUGGUCUACUUCGUGGUCUUUCCCUUCUUCUUCGUCAACAUCUUUGUGGCCUUGAUCAUCAUUACCUUCCAGGAGCAAGGGGACAAGGCCAUGUCAGAGUGCAGCCUGGAGAAAAACGAGAGGGCCUGCAUUGACUUCGCCAUCAACGCCAAGCCACUGACGCGUUACAUGCCAGAGAACGUGCAGUCCUUCCAGUACCGGAUGUGGAAGUUUGUGGUGUCACCCCCGUUUGAGUACGCCAUUAUGAUCAUGAUUGCCCUGAACACCGUGGUGCUCAUGAUGAAGUUCCAUGGAGCUCCAGACUUCUACGAGGCCAUGUUGAAGCACUUCAACAUCGUCUUCACUGCCCUCUUCUCUCUGGAGUGUAUUCUGAAGAUCAUCGCCUUCGGACCACUGAACUACCUGAAGGAUGCCUGGAACGUGUUUGACUUUGUGACCGUGCUGGGAAGUAUAACUGACAUCGUGGUCACAGAAAUCAAUACAACGGACCGGCUUUUGAACCUGAGUUUUCUGAGGCUGUUCAGAGCAGCUCGUCUCAUCAAACUACUGAGGCAAGGCUACACCAUCCGUAUCCUGCUGUGGACCUUCGUCCAGUCCUUUAAGGCCCUGCCCUAUGUUUGCCUUCUGAUAGCAAUGCUGUUCUUCAUCUAUGCCAUCAUCGGUAUGCAGGUGUUCGGAAACAUUGAGCUCAACGAGGACACAUCCAUCACUCACCACAACAACUUCCGCACUUUUCUUCAGGCUCUCAUGCUACUGUUCAGGAGUGCCACAGGGGAGGCGUGGCAUGAGAUCAUGCUGUCGUGUUUGAGUCACAGAGCCUGUGAUGAGAGGUCAGGCAACCUGGGGAAGGAGUGUGGCAGUGACUUUGCCUACUUCUACUUUGUGUCCUUCAUCUUCCUCUGCUCUUUCCUGAUGCUUAAUCUGUUUGUGGCUGUGAUCAUGGAUAACUUUGAAUACCUGACUCGAGACUCUUCUAUACUGGGGCCUCAUCAUCUGGAUGAGUUCAUCCGUGUUUGGGCUGAGUACGACCCUGCUGCCUGUGGCCGUAUCAAGUACCUCGAUAUGUAUCAGAUACUCCUCCACAUGUCCCCACCCUUAGGUUUGGGAAAGAAAUGUCCGCCAAGAGUCGCCUACAAGCGGCUAGUCAAGAUGAACAUGCCCAUCGCUGAUGACAACACAGUCCACUUCACCUCUACACUCAUGGCCCUGAUCCGGACGGCUCUGGAGAUCAAACUGGCCUCAGGGAUGGUUGCCCAGCGUCUCUCUGAUGCUGAUCUGAAGAAAGAGCUCUCCCAGGUUUGGCCAAGCCUCUCACAGAAAACUAUGGAUCUGUUGGUGACACCACACAAACCCAAUGAGCUUACUGUUGGGAAGGUGUAUGCAGCCAUGAUGAUCUUUGACUACUACAAGCAGAACCGAGCCAAGAGGCUCAAGGAACAGCAACAGCAGCAGCAGAAUGCUACUGGCUCCCAGGGGAAGGUGGGGGCCCUGUUUAAACCAAUACUGCCCCUGACUCACAAGCAGGAGAAAGUGAAGGAGAAGGCCAUGACCAACGUGGAGCCUCCCUGUGAGCUACUGCCUCAGCCCCAGUCUCAGGCCCUACCUAGACCCAGCUCCACCCUGCUCAACAACGGAGGCACACUGCCAGGCCAUGACGGCACCAUGAAAGGAUCAUCCUCCUGGGUGUCAGAGAAGUCUAGAGAAGUCCACAGACCCAGGAAUAAGACACCUGUCCAAAGUGGCCAGUCUAAGGAUGUCCCAAACCUAACCAUCCCCCAGGAGUCAGUGGAGAUGAGGAAGAUGGACACCAGUUGCAGCACAGUGCCUGGUCCUGGGUCUGGACUGGAGAGCCAGGGAAGAGCUGUGUCCAUGCCUCGCCUCAACGCAGAGCUGCAGAGGAGCAAGUCGCGCCACUCCCCGGGGACCCUGCUGGCACCUGUUCCUGACUGCAGCCCAGUGAAACGCUCUGCGUCCACCCACGCCCCCCAGCGCCCCCAGGAGGUGAACCUGCAUGAAUACACCCUGGAGAGGCCCAGCACCCAAGAAAGGCCUCACCAUCACCACCACCGCUGCCACCACCACCGAGAGAGGGACAAGAAGCAGCGGUCACUGGACAGGACGCCAAGCACCAUUGGUUAG